AUGGUCAAGAAGCGACGAGCGGGCAAGGCCAAAGACGGCACGAGUCGCAGUAGCAGUAAGACCAAGCUCGACGUGCAGGAUCUCUCGAGCAACCAAAAGCAGCUCGCACUCGAUACGCUCACGCAGCAGACGAACGUCGACUUGAUCGCGCGCGUCGACGAGCUCAAGUGCGAGCUCCACGCGGUCACGCGUCGCGCCAAAAGCGACGUGGCCGACAAGGACCUCGUCAUCUCGGACCUCCAGCUCACAAUUGCCAAGCUUGAAAACUACAUUUCCAAUCUCCUCGUCGCCCAAGACGACCGCGGCGACGACGCGGCGAAUCCGCUCCAGCAAAAGUACGUCUUUAUGGCGUCCGAAGCGGCAAAAGCAUCGGCGGCGCUGAGCCAGAAGACGCGCGAAGUCGACCGCCUCACGCGCCGCCACUUGGCGUACGAAGCCCAGAUCGGCCAACUCCUCGAGAGAGAGCAUCCGAUGCCACUCUCGAUUCCCGACCUCGAACGGCAGCACGAACAGAUGGACCUCGAAGAGCAGCGAAACGAAAGCAUUGUGCCGCUGCUUCUCCAGCUCUUGGCCAAAUCGACACCGUUGUCACUACUGCACACACAAGCGCUCGACCAACUCCACCAUGCACUCAAGGACUCGAAGCAAGUCCCCGUGUUCCUGCACGCCAAGGGUCUCGACAGCGUCUGCGCCGCAGUCAACAAUGCGCACCAUAGUGACCGCACGCUCUUGCUCGCCGUCAAGAUUCUGUGGCGCACGACCUUUCACCCACCAGCGAUCGCGUCGCUUCGAGAAGCCAGCGUUUUGGGCGCGCUGUUGCUAGCCGUCAAGUGUGUUCCGAUGGCGAGCUCGACGCAGCUUCUUGGCUUGGCCAACCAGCUCUUCCGCGCGACGCUGCCACCGACGACGACCGGCACGUCGAGCGCGCUUGGUCGAAAAGCCUCUCGGCUGGAAGCCGUGUACCUCGAGAGCCUCGCGGUGGUGCGAUGUGUGGUGCUACCAUAUGUUGCCGCCGAGUUCCCGCGCCUUGUGCCCAUGACGCUGCAAGCCAUGUAUAAAAUAUUGCAGCUCACACCACUGUGCGUCUUGGCACUCGCCGAGGCACCCGACUUUGUCGUGGCGGUGCUGACCGCGUACUUGACAACCCCCGACACCGAGCUUGUCGUGCUGCGUAUCUUGCAUCUCUACGUCUUGCAACACGGUGUCCACGCCAUCCCCGAGGCCGCCAAAAGUAAAGUCGAUGCCGCCUACCACGCGUUGAUCAGCGACAGCUUGCUGGACAAGGGCGCGCACGCCGAGGUGCUCGGUCUAUUCAAUACGUGGCGCGCCUACGCCUACGCGCCCUUCAAGGACGCCGAGACCCCUGUCCUCGACCACCUGCCCAUCCUACACACCACCGCCACGAUCGCGCCCAGGAUUCGCGACAAGGAUGCCAUGAGCUGCACCGAGUUUCCCGUCGCGACUCGCCUCAUUUCGCUUUCCGCUAGCCUCCCCGCCUUGUAA
Molecule: messenger RNA, 1503 nt
Organism: Saprolegnia diclina VS20
Lineage: Eukaryota; Oomycota; Saprolegniomycetes; Saprolegniales; Saprolegniaceae
Exons: 14
Coding region: 1-1503 (500 amino acids)
Source: RefSeq, a predicted model, not a curated record